AAAAUCGACCCCACCACCAUACAAAAUGCCUCGUGCAACUUCAGGGCGUUUCUCGCGCACUCACCAGCCGUCAAUAAAAUCAGCCGUUGCAUCAUCUUCAUCCAAAAACCACAGUGCAAAUGAAGGGACUUCAGCUGGCGUCCGCAACCCAAUAUUCAAUACAGAAAGAUUCGGGCAACAUAUCUUGAAGAAUCCGCAGAUCGCUCAAACUAUCGUGGAUAAGGCAAAUCUCCGCCCCACGGAUAAAGUCCUCGAAGUCGGUCCUGGUACGGGUAACCUCACCGUAAAGAUCCUUGAAAAAGUCAAAAAUGUCACCGCUGUUGAGAUGGACCCACGGAUGGCGGCUGAAUUGACGAAGCGAGUUCAGGGGAAACCGGAACAACGAAAACUCGACAUAAUCAUCGGAGACUUUGUGAAAGCCGAUCUCCCAUAUUUCGACGUAUGCAUAUCCAACACGCCCUAUCAAAUAUCAUCACCCCUUGUCUUCCGCCUUCUCUCUCACCGACCCAUAUUUCGCGUCGCAAUCCUCAUGUUUCAGAGAGAAUUUGCCAUGAGGCUUGUCGCUCGGCCCGGGACUGAGCUUUGGUCGCGGCUAUCCGCGAACGUACAACUUUAUUCGAAGGUGGACCUGGUUAUGCACGUCGGGAAAAAUAACUUCCGACCAGCACCGCAAGUUGAAUCGUCAGUGGUCCGACUGGUACCUCUUGAUCCUCCUCCCCCUAUCAAGUUCGAGGAAUUUGAUGGGCUGGGUAGAAUCAUCUUUUCGAGGCGAAAUAAAAUGGUGCAUGCCACAUUCAUGGCCAAAGGCGUCAUCGAGAUGCUGGAACAAAAUUGGAGAACGUGGUGCUCAACGCAAAAUAAGAUGAUCGAUGACAAUACAAACAUGAAAGCUAAAGUAGAAGAAGUCCUGAGCUCAUCGGGUUUCUCGGAACAGCGGGCAGCCAAGAUGACCCUUGACGAUCUUCUAAAACUACUAUCUGCAUUUCACGACGAGGGCAUACAUUUUGCUUGAUUGAACUUUCGAUGGAUGUAUUAUAUCAGGCUGGUGAAUACACGCGCUGUUGCAACGCUCACAUGUGCCAAUCCAUAUGGUGAUUGAUCACUCUACCGUCGAUGCACAACCCAGUGGCAAUCACGGUAGCGGAUGGUUUACAAUGUAGGAGUCGCAAGAUUUCUUAAGAGGAAUUAUACGCAGCUUGAAACCAAGCCAUUGGCUGCAUCUUUGGACACUCUGCAUGAACACAGGCAAAACUGCAAUGCUUCCUCCAUCCAACAGUAAUAGGAAUUACGGAGUGGCAGAUAAGUCCUGGGCGCUUCAAAUGCACAGCCUAUGCUGUAUAUAAGCUGUGAAGCGAUGUCAAAACGGACGCAGAGGCAGUGAACUCAACUCUGACUUGAC
Suillus clintonianus is the source of this 1399-nucleotide messenger RNA. Its product is annotated as S-adenosyl-L-methionine-dependent methyltransferase. The record is from RefSeq and is a predicted model, not a curated record. The coding region runs from base 26 to 1012 and encodes 328 amino acids. Gene Ontology annotation, molecular function: rRNA (adenine-N6,N6-)-dimethyltransferase activity. Gene Ontology annotation, biological process: rRNA methylation. Lineage: Eukaryota; Fungi; Basidiomycota; Agaricomycetes; Boletales; Suillaceae. The transcript has 6 exons. Gene Ontology annotation, cellular component: mitochondrial matrix.